Messenger RNA from Perkinsus marinus ATCC 50983, 270 nucleotides. RefSeq lists its product as hypothetical. NCBI's taxonomy places the organism in Eukaryota, Perkinsozoa, Perkinsida, Perkinsidae. Bases 1 to 270 code for a protein of 89 amino acids. The record is from RefSeq and is a predicted model, not a curated record. The transcript is spliced from 2 exons.
AUGACGAUAUACAUCAGGAGGAAUUCGUCCACGAGGCGUCGAGCCGAGCUGUUAUCCAAGGCCGAACUGUUAUCCAAGGCCGAGCUGUUAUCCAAGGCCGAACUGUUAUCCAAGGCCGAGCUGUUAUCCAAGGCCGAGCUGUUCUCCAAGGCCCAACUGUUAUCCAAGGCCGAGCUGUUAUCCAAGGCCGAACUGUUAUCCAAGGCCGAGCUGUUCUCCAAGGCCCAACUGUUAUCCAAGGCCCAACUGUUAUCCAAGGCCGAACUGUAA